Molecule: messenger RNA, 4203 nt
Organism: Astyanax mexicanus (Mexican tetra)
Lineage: Eukaryota; Metazoa; Chordata; Actinopteri; Characiformes; Acestrorhamphidae
Gene: lingo2
Product: leucine rich repeat and Ig domain containing 2
Exons: 5
Coding region: 1324-3171 (615 amino acids)
Molecular function (GO): protein binding
Source: RefSeq, a predicted model, not a curated record
GGAGGGGAGACGCAGAGAGAGUGCGAGUGAGCGAGCGAGAGAGAGAAAGAGAGAGAGAGAGCGUCUGUGUGAGAGUGAGUGAGAGAGAGAGAGAGGGACUUCCACUGCUCGCUGCUCACUCCGGCAGCAGCCAGCCAUCCACCGUCUGGGAGGUGUGCAUGAGCGGCGCAGGCAGCGCGAGAGCGAGGUGCGAUUGGGAAAAUCCAGGCGAGCAGCGGAUGGACUUGUGAGGAUUGAGGAUUAUUUUACGAGGACAUUAACGAAGACUCUGGAGGAGGAAGGGGGGGGUCGCCUUGUGGAUGCUGCAGUGCUGGGAGUGCGCACCCGUACGCACACGCCUGGUGUGUGUUUCACCACCAUUAGUGUGUGUGUGGAGUGUGUGGAGUCUCAAAGUUGCCCAGGAUGCUGAGCGUUGAUCCAGCGUCGCGCGAAAGGAUCCAUCGUCUACUUCGUGGCGCGUUGCUUUGCUUUGGGCACUAACGAGAGCGCACCAGGAGCUCUCCACCUCUGUCUCUUUUCUGAAUCUUUUAUUUUAUUCUUUUCUUGUCUUUCUCUUUUCUUGUCUUUCUAUCUAUCUCUCUAUCUAUCUAUCUUUUUCGGUUCCUCUCUAUCUCUGUCUCAUCUCUAUCAUCCCUCUCUCUCUAUCUCUUUUUGGUGUUGCUAAACCUGACAGACCACUCCAUAUCCAGCAUCCCUCGCUCUCUAACAGGGUGGAAUAUAUAAAAAUAAAUACAAACAUAUAGACGGCAAGCUCACGAGUGUACAGAAUAAAAAGGGGAGAUAAAGCGUAAGGAGCAGGACAAGACAUCUGAGGAAAGACGAGAGAGACGAGAGGAUAUACAGCAUCAGCGAGGGACAUCUGCGAUAAGUACGAGGGAGAAAGACUAUAAUAUUGUCUGAUACGGGAUCAGAUACCAGUCCAUCUCAGGCUAUUUAUCGUGGGACUUCUAUUUCUUGUGGGGGAAUCGCAAAGCCCAAAAGGCGAUCGUGUUCGGUCGCAAUAUCCCGCUGUUGUGGACUAAUCUAGACGGACCUUCUUCAAACGACAUUUUCCUGCAGGCCAUGGCUGUGGACUCUCGACCCCACGCUAGAGCGACUGUGACGGCCCGGUCUGUUUUAAUGUGAUCCAGUCUUUGGGAAUUCUACGCAUCGGAACGCUCCUUGAGGAUUUAAGAGACUUGUUUAACGCAGGUGCAACCCUACUGUUUUCUGAAGACGCACAAGAUAUAAAGACACUGCGGAGAGGAGCGGUUUAUUGUGAAGAAGUCGGAAUCUCCACCAUGGCUACGAGGAAGAGUGCUUCUCGAUGUGAGCCGUGACAGAAUGGUGGACUGUCUGAGUCGAGUCAUGUUGCACACGGCUGUGUCCUGCUGGCAGCCACUGCUGGGGCUGGCCUUGGUGGCCGUGUUUCUAGGCUCCACCCUCGCCUGCCCUUCCCGCUGCGAGUGCUCCGCCCAGAGCCGAUCUGUCAUCUGCCACCGGAAACGCUACCCCGCCAUCCCCGACGGCAUCCCCAUUGAGACGCGCAUCCUGGACCUCAGCAAGAACCGCAUCCAGGCCAUCAAUCCUGAUGACUUUGCUCCCUAUCCCCACGUCGAAGACUUGGACUUGAGCGGCAAUAUCAUUGCAUACGUAGAGCCUGGAGCCUUCAACUCCCUAUUUAGCUUGCACACCCUCAGUCUCAAAAGUAAUCGCAUCAAGCUCCUCUCGCUGGGCGUCUUCACAGGCCUUUCAAACCUCACUGCACUGGACAUUAGCGACAACAAGGUCGUCAUCCUGGUCGACUACAUGUUCCAGGACUUGCACAACCUCAAGUCGCUUGAGGUUGGGGAUAAUGAGCUGGUCUACAUUUCACAUCGGGCAUUUAAUGGCUUGCUGGCUCUGGAGAGUCUGACGCUGGAGCGCUGUAACCUGACUGUGGUGCCCACCGAAGCCCUUUCCCACCUGCACAACCUGGUUAGCCUACACAUGCGCUACCUCAGCAUCAGCACCCUCCAUCCCUAUUCCUUCAAGAAGCUGUUCCGCUUGCGCCAUUUGGAAAUCGACAACUGGCCAUCUCUGGAUGUGUUCCCUGCCAACACCCUGCACGGGCUCAACCUCACUACACUGUCUGUCACCAAUACCAACCUGUCCAGCUUCCCCUACCAGGCCUUGCGCCACAUGCCUUACCUAACACACCUGAACCUUUCCCACAGUCGCAUCCGUACGGUGGAAGGAGGCCUUCUCCAAGACCUGGUUCGUCUACGUGAGCUGCGAUUAUCAGGUGCCCAGCUUGUAUCUGUUGAACCCUAUGCUUUUCAGGGCCUACGCUGGCUCAAAGUUCUUGACGUGUCCCAUAACAAGUUGGACACUCUAGAGAGAGGUGUGUUUCAUGCACCAGAGGCUCUGGAGCUACUGCUGAUCAACGACAACCCGCUAGUAUGCGAUUGCCGACUGAUGUGGCUCCUCCAGAAACGGCACUCCAUCUCUUUUGGAGAGGAACAGCCCGAGUGCAACACACCAGAAGGCAUCCGAGGACGCCCCUUCAAGGAGUUCAAGGAAACGCUGUUAUCCUACUAUGUGACCUGCACCAAGCCCAAGAUCAGAGAGAAUCGAACCCAGCUGGUGUCAGUGGACGAAGGUCAGUCGGCUCGUCUUCAGUGCAGCGCGGAAGGAACGCCACGCCCCAUGAUUUCCUGGAUCACGCCACGCCGGAGACACCUCACCAACAGGAGCCACGGCCGGGUGAUGGUCCACAACAACGGCUCGCUGGACAUCAAGUCUGUGGAAGUCCAGGAUGGUGGCGUGUACGUAUGCGUGGCCUCCAACACGGCAGGAAAUGACACGUUAAUGGUGUCUCUGGCAGUCAAGAGCCUGGGCUCGCUCUAUGCUAACAGGACCCAGUACUAUGUAGACCCCAACAGUACCACUGCCAACAGCACUAAUCUUCCCAACAUGACCUUUGGCUUGGACCUUAAGACCAUCUUAGUGUCCACAGCCAUGGGUUGUUUCACAUUCCUGGGGGUGGUCCUCUUCUGUUUCCUGCUCCUCUUUGUAUGGAGCCGGGGCAAAGGAAAGCACAAAAACAACAUUGAUAUAGAGUACGUCCCGCGCUCCAAGUCCAACGGGGCUUCUGCGGAGGGGGCGGAGCAGGCCGCUGGCCCCCGGCGCUUUAACAUGAAAAUGAUAUAGACAGAUUAAAUGGAUUCCCGGGAAAAUUUAUGCACACAUCUAUUUUGCUAAUGGACCCCAGUACGGGACAGGUCUCGGACCCCUGGACGAAACGUCCGUGUGGAUAUGACCCUGAACGGAAUUGCGGUCUGGUCUGUGCUGUCAUUACCGAACUAUUUUAAAUUUCUAUGAAUCCCUCCUGGAGGUUGCAUUCAAAGACAUUUCUAAAUUGUGUACAGGACAGAUUUGUAAAAUUGAAAAAUUCAAGUAUUACUCUUAUUUGUUGGCUCGCGAAAAAACGCCUUCUCACUUCUACGAACUGACGGACCAUAAACCUGUUUCCUCCUGCAUUGCCCCACAUAUAUGUACGUAAUGCUUAAUUAUGUAUGUGUAUGUUAACAUGUAUGUCACUUUCUAUUUUUUGCAAUACUCACAAGAUGCAAUGUCAGCCAAAAUUCGCAGUUCCCCUCGCUUUCGGAGUAAUUACGACCCUACGGCUAGCGUCUCACUCCUCAAACUGUUUGUGAACUGAGCAGAAAGGGCUUGAGUGGCUUCGAAACAAACAAAACGUUAACCCGACAAUUGCGUGUGCGUCGAUCUAACCCCAAAAUUAUAUGGUAAUACUAUAUUUGUUUAUAAUAUGGAAAAACAUGGAAAAAAACGAGAGAUUAUUUAUUAAGAAAAAAAAAAGCCAAUUGAAGUGCAUAAUACAAGGUGAAUAUUUCAAAAUACUUUAACAAUAUAACAUGUUUUUUUAUGAUUUUUUUGCAGUCAUUCUAUUGUUUACGUUUGUACAUGGACUACUUUUUUGUCCUAAUUUUGUCUUUAUUUUAAUCCAUUCCUUGGACCUUGAUGCUAACCUGAUGAUGAAGUCCAUGUCUCCACAGUGAAGUCACCAUCUUUUGUUUUUUAAUUAUGAUUAUUAUUUUCCCGAGUAACAAAUUUGGACUUUGUUGUGGUAGUUUCUCAUUUUGUUGUUGAAUCAUUUAGAUUGUAAACAGUUCAAAGUAAAAAAAAAAUACAUGUAUGUGGAAUAAAGAAUAUCAAUUUGUA